Molecule: messenger RNA, 1227 nt
Organism: Colletotrichum godetiae
Lineage: Eukaryota; Fungi; Ascomycota; Sordariomycetes; Glomerellales; Glomerellaceae
Product: short chain dehydrogenase
Exons: 1
Coding region: 85-1023 (312 amino acids)
Source: RefSeq, a predicted model, not a curated record
UCCCCAUGAUCUGAUCAACCUCGUCCAACGAUAGACGCAGUCAGGUAUUAAACGACGUAGACAUAAACCUAAUCAAACCCAAAGAUGGCGACGGCAUUCUUGAUGGGCGGGUACAACUUCAAGCCCGACUCUGAUAUCCCAGACUUAACAGGAAAGGUCAUCCUCGUGACCGGUGGUAAUGCCGGCCUCGGACUGGAGACGAUCCGGCAGAUUGCAAAGCACAACCCCGCGCAUAUCUACCUCGCAGGGCGCUCGAAGGAAAAGGGAGAGGCUGCAAUCGAAGCACUGAAGAAAGAAGGCUCCAGCGUUGCGCCGAUUUCUCAUCUGCCGCUUGAGUUGUCCUCCUUCGAGAGCAUCAAAGCUGCCGCGAAACAGUUUAAUGAGACUUCUUCUCGGCUGGACCUGCUCGUCAAUAAUGCUGGAAUUAUGGCGACGCCCGAGGGGCUCACAAAGGAGGGUUACGAGAUCCAAUUUGGCACAAACCACAUGGGUCAUGCACUCUUCACUCAACUCCUGAUGCCCACCUUAAAGAAGACGGCGACCGAGAACCCAGACGUGAGGGUCGUAUUUCUCUCCUCGGGCGCGGAAGGCUGGGCGCCCAAAGACAGUUACCAAUUCGACAAGCUCAAGACCAAGAUGCCCGAAACUCCCAGCCGUUAUCGCUACGGGAUAUCGAAGGUGGCCAACAUUCACUAUGCUGCUGCCCUCGCCGAGCGGCACCCCGAGCUCAAAAUUGUCAGUGUGCACCCGGGUGUCGUCGACACAAAUCUGGCACAGUCCAUUAUCAACAAGUCCAACUUCAUCUUGGGCACGAUUGUGUACCUCGGCACUAAAAUUGUAGCCGUCAGUCCUCAAAAGGGCGCACUCAAUCAGCUCUGGGCGUCCUUCAACCCGGACGUCAAGAGCGGCACUUUCUACUUCCCAGUUGGCGUCACCGGUAAAGGUACGAGGUUGAGCAAUGACAAGGACAAGAGGGAGGAGUUGUGGAAAUGGACCGAAGACGAACUCCGGAGUCAUUUGUAGCGGGAUAUCCGCAACUGGCCGAGCAGGAAAGAGACAACUCACAAAGACCAGUGCCACCAGUGACCGAAGAAGGGACUUCGUGUUUUUCUUUUUCCUUCUAGCGUAAUGCGGAGACAGAAAUAAAGUGUUCCAAGGACCGGCAGUUUCAUGUAUGUUGAAUCUCCAUGGCCAGAAUCCGGUGGCUAAAGUGUGUAAGCUUGAAUG